Messenger RNA from Marchantia polymorpha subsp. ruderalis, 399 nucleotides. NCBI's taxonomy places the organism in Eukaryota, Viridiplantae, Streptophyta, Marchantiopsida, Marchantiales, Marchantiaceae. The record is from the annotation of a GenBank genome assembly.
AUGGACCCUCAGCAUAAGUCAUUUGCUCCAACAGUCUACACCAUAACCCAGAAAACCGCAUGGAACCGAAUCUGGAUUAACUUUGCAGGGAAGCAAUCGAAAACGAAGUGGAAUGCCGAAGAAUGCGAUGGUUCUGUACCUCGGGAGGGCCUUCACGAAUGGCCAACAUCGAGCGAAUAUGUGCAGCCCGCCACAGCCCAAGAUGAAAUGAUGAAAAGCGCGAGGCCUUCUCUCACUCAAUCCAUGAACCCUAAACCCGGUCCGAGAGAGCGAGCGAACGAACCGCACCACGUGAAGGCAGUCGCAGUCGCGGUUGAAGGCGCCAUAACAAGCACCGUUCACUCUACUGUACUCCCCGGAGCCCCCUCGGGCUCCGGAAGACGCGGAGGAAGCGGAUAG